GGGUGGGCCCACUGGAAGACUGUGUCUAUAUAAUGUGGGAGCCCACUUGGAGUUUGGUGAAGUCGCACUCAGUGGAUCACUGCAAGAUUGUGCAUCAUGAAGUUCUCUCUGUUUCUGGGCUGUGUGGCAGUGUCUAUUCUGGUUGUAGCCUCAGGCCACACGUUUAAUUCAACACUGGAUGAAGACUGGAAGAGUUGGAAAUCAUGUUAUGAGAAGCAGUACACCCAGGAUGAAGAGAGCUACAGGAGAAUGGUAUGGGAAGACAAUAUGAGAUACAUCAAACAACACAAUCUGGAGCACUCGAUGGGGAAACACACCUUCACUGUGGGAAUGAACCAGUAUGGAGAUCUGACUACUGAAGAGUUUAAUGAACUCAUGAAUGGAUUCUUCCAAGAUGCAGCUGAUAACUCGACUGAAGAAGAUGAUGAUGAAGGAAAUGGUUAUGAUGAAGAUGUUGAUGAUCUUGAAUCUGAUGAAAUUGAAGAAAGUGAUGAUGUUAUGAAAUAUAGAAAACUUGACUGGCGUAAAAAAGGUUUGGUUACUCCAGUGAAAAAACAGGGAAGAUGUGGUUCGUGCUGGGCUUUCAGUGUGACUGGUGCCAUUGAAGGACAGUGGGCAAAGAAAUGUAGAAGGCUAGUUUCUCUGAGUGAACAGAAUUUGCUUGAUUGUGACACACAUAGCUAUGGAUGUAUGGGUGGAUUCAAACUGUCUGCCUUUGAAUAUGUGAAAGAAAACGGCAUUCAAUCAGAAAAAGCUUACCCAUACAUAGCAAAGCAAAGUCACUGCAAAUUUCGGAAAGAUAAGAUUGCUGCCAGAAUCAAAAAAUGCAACAAAGUAAAAAAAGGUGAACAAAACUUAGCGAAGGCUUUGUGGAAACAUGGACCCAUCGCUGUAUCCCUCAAUUCGCAUCCAAGGUCCUUCCACUUGUAUAAACAAGGAGUUUACUCUGAUCCUAAGUGCACCCAACGCCGAGGCCAUGCAGUGCUUGUGGUUGGAUUUGGAAGAGAAAAUGGAAUUAAUUAUUGGCUGGUUAAAAACAGUUGGGGAACACACUGGGGUGAAAAAGGUUACAUCAAAAUAGCUAAGAAUCGAGGGAAUUUGUGUGGAAUUGCCAACUAUGGAGUCUAUCCAAUAGUGAGAAAGUAUAUGUGCAAAACCCUUGCUUCAUCAAAUUCCACCUGAAAAAAUGAUGGAACCAUUUCUGCUGAAGCCGACUCAUUGACACCAUUGCUUUCACUGUCUGCUGCAAUUUGAAAGAAAUGCAAUACAGUACUAACAGCUUCUAUACAUUUCUAUAGCUUCACAGAAAGGUCAAUGUCAUUGUGAUAGAUGUAACCACAGUAAUGUCUGAGUGACUACAUUCUCCAGCUUGUGGAGAGACAAUGACCUGCAUGUACUGCUGAUGACGAGCAAUUUAGUAAACACCGCAACAAUCA
Chiloscyllium plagiosum (whitespotted bambooshark) is the source of this 1436-nucleotide messenger RNA. RefSeq names its product procathepsin L-like. Gene Ontology annotation, molecular function: cysteine-type peptidase activity. Gene Ontology annotation, biological process: proteolysis. The record is from RefSeq and is a predicted model, not a curated record. NCBI's taxonomy places the organism in Eukaryota, Metazoa, Chordata, Chondrichthyes, Orectolobiformes, Hemiscylliidae.